Antrostomus carolinensis (chuck-will's-widow) is the source of this 1026-nucleotide messenger RNA. RefSeq names its product chromosome unknown C10orf88 homolog (gene CUNH10orf88). The record is from RefSeq and is a predicted model, not a curated record. The transcript is spliced from 5 exons. Lineage: Eukaryota; Metazoa; Chordata; Aves; Caprimulgiformes; Caprimulgidae. The annotation marks the transcript as partial.
UGCGGCACCGGCCGGGGCCAGAGCCUGGGCGCUGCCCCUUCCCCCGGUGAAACAGAAAAGGUUACUUUAUACAAGAAGUACCUUGAGUUCGAAUGCCCUGCAGCCUCCUGUAGAAUUAAGCUGCUCUCCAUUGGUGAGAAACAAAGAGUACUCAUCAGUAAAAUAAUUGUGCAAGUGAAAACAGCGUCUACAAAAUUAGCAGCUGAUUUUCCUUCGCUAGGCUCAAGCAUAGAUCUAGACAGAGUGCAAACUAUAAUGGAAUCCAUGGGAUCUAAAUUGUCUCCAGGUGCUCAGCAGCUCAUGGACAUGGUCCGAUGUCAGCAGAAAAACAGUUUACAUCUUGGAGACAAACUUAAUUGGAUCUUUGGGAAAAAUUCAGACUUUGGAGGUGACCAUGCAAUAGACGGAUUGCGCAGUGCAGCUAUUCAGACAUCACUAGAUCAAUCAGCCAGUGAACCUUCGCCUGUUAAAAAUAACUUCUCAAGUGAAACAGUGUAUGAAGACUUAAAAAUAAGUCAUGAUCUGAACACACAGAUACCUGAAAGGGGGAAUGCUUCUGAUCCUGAAAAACUCACUAUGCAGCAAAAUACAGUUGACCUCAGAAAUUAUUUUAAAGUCAUGGGAUCUCUGCAUAUGCAGGAACAGGGGAGCGAGACCCCAGACGUGGCUAAUCCACAGGUGCUGCUGCCUUUUCUUCAGAACUUGUGUACUCGGGUAAAUUAUCUUCGGCUAAAGGAUGGUGAUAGGCAUCUUGGUAAAAACCCAGUGACUAAAGAGGAAGGCAUUCAGUGUGAUGGAGGAGAACAACAGCCUAUUUGCUCCUAUUUGGAAAAGAUCAUCUCAAAAAAUAUGGAUCUGAUGGAGAAGAAACUAAUGGACUAUAUUGAUCUCCAAAUCCAGGCUCUUCAGACACACAUAGAUAAUAAAAUGGUUCUCUUAAUGGACUUGGUUCAGAACUCAAAGCCAAAAACAAUUUCACAAGCUCACUAUGAUUCUAAUGAAGGGUUCUCUAACGGAGAGAGAUAG